UCGCUUGACACACAUUGGCCAUUUGAGAAGCUUAAUCCCUUCGUUGUUAGAAAAAGGAAGGACAUGCAGUACAUCCGCUGUUUUAAACAGAUGGGUACGGGGAUCAGUUGGAGUCUGUGUAAACUGUAUACAUUUGCCGGAUUUCAUGAUUAAAUGGCGCUGGUUCUGCAACCCUUUUACCGUACCGCACGAAAGAACUAAAUAUCACUGGCUGGUUUAUAAGGGUUUAAAAUUUUCCAUAUGCGCGUUUACUGUGGCUACUACGGUACACUCAUGGCUGCAUUUCACGCGUGUAUCUGAAGUUCUGGAGGAUUUCACCGACUAGAAACGAGGUUACAGUGUGUGAAUAAGGAGGAAAACUACAGGAGCUGAACCUUUUUGUUUAAGCAAACAGCGAUUAAGAGGAUCAAAACUUUUGGUACAAUGAUUACCCCAGCAUUUGAGCUGACCCAGGAUUUAGAUUUCCUUACUGUAACAAUCCGUGUUCCUUAUACAAGGACUUCAGAAUUUGACCUCUAUAUGAAUGGAGAAGAUUUUAAAUUUUAUGCCAAGCCAUACUUUUUGAGGUUACAUCUUCCAGGAAGAAUUGUUGAAGAUGGAAGAGAAAGUGGUACUUUUGAUGUUGAUAAAGGUGUUUUUACUGUUAGAGUUGCUAAAGAGAUCCCAGGUCAACAUUUUGAAGGACUUCAAAUGUUAACAGCUUUACUGGCACCCAAAGGUCUAAGGUCUGCUCGGCCUUUAGUGGAGGAGAUAGCAGAGACGUUCACAAUAGAAGAUGCAGGUGGUAGUGAUGAUGACAAUUUGGAAUUUGAAUGGCUGGUACAGCAGACACCUUACAAAGAGACAGCAAGUGAGGAACUGAAUUACCUUUGCAAGUAUGGAUUUGGAAAUAAGAGAACUGGAGUCUUUACUCAACUUCAGGAUGAAUUGACUGAUGUCGUUGAUGUGAAAAAUCCUGAUAGGACAUCUGUAGCAGACCGAAGACAGGGCCGUCUGGAAGCUGAACUCAACAAGUUUGAUCCAGAUCAUUAUCUGGCAGAUUUGUUUGAAGAUUUUGCUAUUCAAAAUUUAUUGAAAUACAAGCCUUGGUGGAAAGGAUCUAGCAGUAAAUACAAGAAGAAGAAAAAUGGUUCUCUUGAGGAACUAAAGGAUGCAGCAGUGAUUUUUACAGAAGAUGAGAAGGAACAGUUGAGGAAAUUCAAUAGUAAAUCCUUUCUGCUUGACAAGAAUGAAACUCUUCAUGUCUGGAUGGGCCUAAUUGAUAUCUUAUUGGCUUAUGCUUAUGAAAUACGUGUAUGUGAAGGUGAAAAAAAUGUUGAAUCAUCAUGGAAUAUACGAAAGUUAAGCGGAACACUCAGCUGGCUAGAGACAUACAGUUCUAUUCAAGAAGUCUUUGUGUCAUUUGGAAGGAGAGUCAUGUGUUAUCCUCUUUAUAGACAUUUCAGUCUUGUUCUCAAAGCUAUAGAGGACUUGGGUUUAAUAUUUCAACUUGGAAAAGCCACCAUACUGAAGUGCUUACUAGAUAUACACAGAGUUUUUAGAGAAAGUGAUCCUGCUUAUAUCCUAAAUGAUCUGUAUAUCUCUGAUUACUGCAUAUGGAUUCAGAAAGCAAAGUCAAAGAAUAUAAUGAACCUUACUGAUCUCCUACGUAACAGGAACAUCAGAAAAGAACACUUAGAAUUAGAACUGAAGGAACUGGAAAAAGCAGCACUAUUGGUCCUAGAGGAGGAAGAAAGUGCGACUUUGCCAGAUGCAAGCAAAACUGAAAAACAACAGAAUCUAAUAUGUUGCAAGGACACUAUUGGGUUUAGCAGUAAGUCUUCAAGAGAGACAGAAAGAUUUCAUCCAGAAAAAGAAAAUUCAGUCAAAUUAGCCUGCAGUUCAAAGAAAAAUGAGGAAGAGUCUUUGGACAAAUUAUCAGGCAGGUCACAGGAAAAUGCAACAUCAUUUGCAGUGAGUACUACUUCUCAUACAAGUCAAUCAAUGGACCAAAUAGCUCCUUCAAGACAAAUCUUGUCUGAUGAAGACAAAGACAAAAUUAUAUCAGAAUCCCUUAACAGAAAAUUGGUUGAAGAACUUGGUGAGAAGUUAAAUAGUAUAGUGUCUAUCUCUGAGGAUUCUACACAUUGCAUUUCUGAGAGCUGUGCAGCAGAAGCAAAGGAAGAGUCCUUGGUUAAUUUCAGCCUCACAAACCCUUCACUUACACAGAGACAGAUUUUAGAGGUUUGCCCUAAAAGGGAUCCACUACUGCUCUUAGUAGACACCACUAAUGAUAAAGAAGAAUCAUAGUAUGUGGUAUUAGUCCUUAAUAAAACAAAUAUUCUUGUAACAUUACGGUAAGAAGCAUUAUUGAUCUCUGCAUUUUUACAUUAUUACAGACUAUAAAGAAAUAUAUUUUUUAAAUAAAUGUGAAUCUUUUUCUGCAGAUUUAAAUGUUUUCUGCUGUUUUAAUUAAAUAUUACUGAUACAUUGGUUUAAAAGGUGUGUGGUGCUAUUAUCAUCAGGUCAUUAAGGCUCCUAAAUGGACCAAAAGUUGUAUGAAUGUAUGAACUACAAACACAUUUCAGAUAGUCUUCCUAAAAGACAUCCCAAAUUAUUUCUGGAAAGAUAUUACAAAAAAAGAAAUUAACUAAAUGGAGUUCGAGAAUGUCUCAAAGUUAAGUAUAUUAUAACACUGCACAACAUUUUUUUUUUUUUUUGCUUUCUGAAAAGUUUUUGCUGAUUGUGAAAGGUACCUUACUGAGUAUGCACAAAUAUAGUUUUUGUUUUACUGCAUCACGUAGGAACUCUGAGGCAUAGACAUUUACAGUGGUUUGAAAAACUAUUUGCCCCCUUCCUGAUUUCUUAUUCU
Polypterus senegalus (gray bichir) is the source of this 2851-nucleotide messenger RNA. RefSeq names its product SHQ1, H/ACA ribonucleoprotein assembly factor (gene shq1). NCBI's taxonomy places the organism in Eukaryota, Metazoa, Chordata, Cladistia, Polypteriformes, Polypteridae. Gene Ontology annotation, cellular component: cytoplasm; nucleoplasm. The transcript has 13 exons. The record is from RefSeq and is a predicted model, not a curated record. Gene Ontology annotation, biological process: box H/ACA snoRNP assembly. The coding region runs from base 424 to 2289 and encodes 621 amino acids.